CCCCCUCUUCUCUCUCUCUCCCUCUCCAGUAUCUCCUUUCCCCUCCUUUCCCUCAACCACCUUCUUGUCCUUCUACUACGACAUACCUUAGUAGGUAGUUAAUAUCCCUGCCCCUCUGGUCCGACUUUUUUCCUCUUUGACGACCGCCUUCUCUUCCCCUAACAUUUUCUGCCUUGUGGAAACUUACCUCCUUUCCUCCUCUUCCGUUCUUCUCCCCGACAGUCUCCGUCGUUUGUUUAUCCCACCACCACCCACCAACCACCCUUAACCACCGUCACCAUGGGUCAGCACUCCGCUAUCUGGCAAGGCUAUGUCGAUUCCAGCUUGAUGGGAUCUGGUCAAUUCGACAAGGCUGCCAUUCUUGCCUAUGACUUCUCCGACGUCGAGGCUUCUUCCCCGGGCAUCACGAUCGCUCCUCAGGAGCUGAGCGGCCUGGCUGCCAUCUUCAAGGACCCCAGCAGCGCCUUCGCCAACGGUAUCAUCGUCGGCGGCGAGAAGUUCGUUACCAUCAAGGCCGACGACCGCAGUGUGUACGGCAAGAAGGGUAAGGAGGGUAUCGUCAUCGUCAAGGCCAACUCCUGCGUCUUUGUCGCCCACCACGGCGAGACCGUUCAGACCACCAACGCCGCCACCGUCGUCGAGAACCUCGCUGACUACAUCAACAACCCCCGGUAGAUGGCCGGUUCCACACCUGAUCAAAAAGUCCGUUGUUAGGGAGGGGGCUUGACGAAUCAAAGUGAGAGCAGCGGUGAUACUCUCAUGUAGGAACACGGGUGGUCUCCUGCUUGAUUUGUCUGUUCAUAUUCUUGUGUCUCUUUUUUUCUCCUGUUGUUAUAUGAUAUCAGCCACAACGCGUAGAUAUGUGCAAUAUGUGCCAACCUUUGAUUCUUCUGGGAUUUCGGCUUUCAAGUUUAUUUUGUGGAUCAGUCCAGCAGGGUGGGUGAUGCGCCCGGGCGGAAGUCUCGUGACAGUGCUGAGCCAUCAUUACUCGGUAUAUCUAAUCAUGGUGGCACUACAUGAAAUAAUGAUUAUCUAUAUAUCCAAUUCUAUCUGCAAGGAAUUUCGG
Molecule: messenger RNA, 1066 nt
Organism: Aspergillus saccharolyticus JOP 1030-1
Lineage: Eukaryota; Fungi; Ascomycota; Eurotiomycetes; Eurotiales; Aspergillaceae
Gene: pfy1
Product: profilin
Exons: 5
Coding region: 280-675 (131 amino acids)
Cellular component (GO): cell cortex
Molecular function (GO): actin monomer binding
Source: RefSeq, a predicted model, not a curated record